Molecule: messenger RNA, 1540 nt
Organism: Phragmites australis (common reed)
Lineage: Eukaryota; Viridiplantae; Streptophyta; Magnoliopsida; Poales; Poaceae
Product: rho GTPase-activating protein 2-like
Exons: 5
Coding region: 1-1320 (439 amino acids)
Biological process (GO): signal transduction
Molecular function (GO): GTPase activator activity
Source: RefSeq, a predicted model, not a curated record
AUGAUGGGGGUGGUGGUGGUCUCCAGCGCGGGGUGCAAGGGCGGCGGCGGGGGGAAGAGGGGCUCCGCCGGCGGAGGGGAAGAAGAGAGGCGGCGUCGGGCGGUGCUGGAGCUGCUGCUCGCGGCCGUGCGGCGGUCCGUGGUGGCGUGCCGGGUGGAGCGUGGCAGCACCGGCGCCGGGUGGCCAGCGGAGGAAGAGGAGGACGAGGAAACGGCAGCGGCUGCGCUUGGGGAGAUGGAGAUCGGGUGGCCCACCGACGUCCGGCACGUUGCGCACGUCACCUUCGACCGCUUCCACGGCUUCCUCGGCCUUCCGGCCGAGUUCGAGGUCGAGAUGCCCUGCCGCGUCCCCAGCGCCAGCGCCAGUGUAUUUGGUGUAUCGGCUGAAUCAAUGCAGUGCACCUACGACGGCAAGGGCAAUUCUGUGCCAACGAUAUUGCUCCUCAUGCAGGAGAAGUUGUAUGCCCAGGGAGGCCUGAAGGCCGAGGGGAUCUUUCGCAUAAACCCGGAGAAUGACCAAGAGGAACAUGUGAGGGACCAGCUAAACAAAGGAGUCGUUCCUGAGGACAUUGAUGUUCACUGCUUGGCCAGCCUCAUUAAGGCAUGGUUCAGGGAACUUCCAGAAGGUGUGCUUGACGGCCUCUCCCCUGAGCAAGUGCUGCAAUCCAAUUCUGAAGGGGAAUUCAUCGAGCUUGUGACGCUGUUGCGCCCCACUCAGGCGGCGCUCCUCAAUUGGGCCGUUGAGCUAAUGUCUGACGUUGUCGAAGAGGAGGAUCUGAACAAGAUGAACGCCAGAAACAUAGCCAUGGUGUUUGCCCCCAACAUGACACAGAUGUCAGAUCCAUUGACAGCCCUAAUGCACGCUGUCCAAGUCAUGAACUUUCUCAAGACAUUGAUCUUGAGGACGCUUCGGGAGCGCGAUGAUGCAGCUAUGGGAGAGGAGUACACACCAUACUCCUCUCCAGCAUCAUCCAGCAGGCGUUACGACGCUGAAUGCUUUGGCAGCGAGCGGGACAUGGACGGAAGCUGUGAGCUGAGCGAUAUGCACAGCCAGAUCAGCAGGUCUGGAGGACAGGCGGAUUAUCUUGUGCGGUACAACACCUGUUUCGACAGCGAGCAAGAGGUCGAUGAUCGUCUGAGUGAAGUCGAAGAAGGGUUCUUGCGUCGGCUGGAGCGCGAUCUGGAAGCGGGUAGACCGGAGGAAAGCUCAAGAAAAGAGUGCAAAAUGAACUCAGAGGUGGUUGCCAUGGAGGAUGUCGAGCUGAAAGGUGAAAGCAAAGCCGUGGAGAAGAAGGAAGAGGGUUCAGAGUCCCUGAAAUGAUUUGAAUUCUGUGUUUCCAGCUAGUAAAUCUUGUGAUUUACCGACUAAUGGAUCGUUUUGUCAACACCUGGUUGAAUGUGUUAUUGCUGUAGUGAAUGUUGUCGAAUCAAGGUUCGAAAAUUCACUUGGGACUCGAAAACUGCCCCUAGUGAUUUUCCGAAAUUCGUGAAAACCGGAAAAUUCGGUUGAAAUUCGGUGAGAAUUCGGACAAAUUUAUAAA